Molecule: messenger RNA, 2027 nt
Organism: Mollisia scopiformis
Lineage: Eukaryota; Fungi; Ascomycota; Leotiomycetes; Helotiales; Mollisiaceae
Product: uroporphyrin-III C-methyltransferase
Exons: 2
Coding region: 234-1973 (579 amino acids)
Biological process (GO): sulfate assimilation; siroheme biosynthetic process
Molecular function (GO): uroporphyrin-III C-methyltransferase activity
Source: RefSeq, a predicted model, not a curated record
CUUCUCCAUGGACCGCGACGAUACUUUUUCUUCGACAAUGAGGGAGUGGGUGAACCAUAUUCCGGAUUGAUACUUGGGUGUAUAAUCUCUUGUUAAUAUAUCUUCUUCUUCGUUAUCAAUAUUUCCUGAUUCAAUUGCCAUCUCUGAACUUUGGCGCAAAAGAACUCGAUUUGCCCCUCCUUCGAGGUCCUCCAGCGAAAGAAUAUAUCGUCGGCCUUGAAGUAGACACAACAAUGGGCGCUGUUUCUCUUCUCACAUCGAUCGAUUCGACGAACCAUAUCCACUUAAUCAUUGGUUCGAAUCCAUUGGCAGCAGCACGAUGUGCAAAGUCUCUCGAAGUUGGGGCAAAACCGCUUCUCAUCGCACCAGAGACCUCGGAACUGCAUUAUGCUCUGCAGAAGAGGAUAGACAAUGGCGAAGUAAAAUGGUUGAAGAAGUCAUUCGAAGACGAAGACGUUCUACGACUCGGUAGAGAAGAGAUCAAUUGUGUCGUCGAUACCGUCUUCGUCACUCUUGGUCCUCGAGACCCAAUGAGCGCGCAUAUCUCCAACCUCUGCAGACGGAAUCGCAUACCAGUCAACGUCGCAGAUGCUCCCUCGCUCUGCACAUUCAGUCUCGUCUCAACACAUACCUCCGGUCCUCUGCAAAUUGGGGUCACGACUAAUGGUAAAGGCUGCAAACUUUCCUCUCGAAUCCGACGCGAAAUCGCUUCUUCACUUCCUCCCAAUCUCGGUCCAGCUUGCGAGAGACUAGGCACUAUUCGCAGAAAGAUACAAGAAGAGGACCACUUGUCACACAUGGCAUUGGCAGGAGAUCUCGAGGAGGAAGAUUCCGUCGACCAAACAUCGACCUUCAAUCGCCUGAUCACAGAAGCCGACCUCGACGCUGCGAAGAACAGGCGCAUGAGAUGGCUCUCUCAGAUCUGCGAAUACUGGCCUUUACGAAGACUGGCAAACAUAACAGACUCCGAUGUCGAAUCAGUCCUAAGAUCCUAUACAUCGACCCUGGAAACUCAACAACUGGAAAAGAGAACUGAGAAGAAAGGCAGAAUUAUCUUAGCAGGCAGCGGACCAGGUCAUCCAGAUCUCCUUACAAGAGCAACCCACAAAGCAAUCCUAAGCUCCGACCUCAUCUUAGCUGACAAACUCGUCCCCUCCGGCGUCUUGGACCUGAUUCCCCGCCGCACACCGAUCCACAUCGCCCGCAAAUUCCCGGGAAACGCAGAGAAGGCCCAAGAGGAGCUUCUAUCCCUCGCACUCGCUGGUCUUAAAGCUGGGAAAACAGUGUUGAGGCUCAAGCAAGGUGAUCCCUAUAUCUACGGACGUGGAGGCGAAGAGUUUGAAUUCUUCCGCAAAGAAGGAUUUGGGGAUGUAGUUACUGUUCUACCAGGCAUAACGAGUGCGUUGAGCGCACCUCUAUUCGUGGGCAUUCCAGCUACGCAGAGGGGUGUCAGUGAUCAAGUUCUGAUCUGUACGGGGACGGGCAGGAAGGGGAGACCCACUGUGCCCCCAGCGUAUGUGGGGACGCAGACGGUUGUGUUUUUGAUGGCUCUGCAUCGGAUUUCGGGAUUAGUGGCUGAUCUUACUACGCAUGAUUCAGAAGAUGCAAAGGUGCUGAGUGAGGAUGGGUUGCUGGAUGAGAGUAGGAGGUUGUGGCCGAAGGAGACGCCUUGUGCGGUGAUUGAAAGGGCUAGUUGUCCAGAUCAGAGGGUUAUUAGGACGACGUUGGAGUUUGUUGCAGCGGCUAUCGAGGAAGAGGGUAGUAGACCUCCAGGACUGUUGGUUGUUGGGAAGGCAUGUAAAGUAUUGCAUAAGGGUGAUGCUGCGAGGAAGUGGGUGGUUGAGGAAGGAUUCAAAGGUUUUGAAGAUUUUGAUGGCACGGGAUUGGAGGAGUUGAUGUUGGGGAAGGAUGAGGAUGUGAGGCCAGAAGCAGUCGUGAGAGGUGACAGUUCCGGGAUGGAGUUGAAGGUCUGAAGUUUGCAGGAUGUAUAUUGAUCGCAUAUUUGGCAGUUUGAUUCAUUUGCAUGG